Equus caballus (horse) is the source of this 2957-nucleotide messenger RNA. NCBI's taxonomy places the organism in Eukaryota, Metazoa, Chordata, Mammalia, Perissodactyla, Equidae. The record is from RefSeq and is a predicted model, not a curated record.
AUGAGGGGCUUUUCCGUGGCCUUCCACUUCGGGGCAUCCCUCCAUCCCCCACCGCUUCCCCAGCCCCCUGCCAAGAGUCCUGACAGAAGCGGAGCGCGGGGACCCAUACCCCGACCGCCUCGUUCUCAGCCUUCCCAUUUUUCCUCCCCGAGGCUCCCGCCCGCGGGAUCAUCGGCCCAGGGGGCUUUCUUUCCUCCCGCAUCCCGCCCUGCACCCAGCACCUCCUCACCGCCAGACCUGCUACCGCUCGGCGCUCAGCUGGCGCCGGCGCCAACCCAAUAUAUAGCGCGCUCCCCUCCCCCGCGCGCCCGCCGGCGCCCGCCCCCCGGGCCCGCGUCCCGCGCCCUGCCCUCAGUCGGCUCCGGCCCACCCCCAAGGGGCUGCAGCACCCACUCGCCCAGGCCCUCAGUCCGCGUUCACCUGCGCUCCGCUUCACCUGCCUGCGCGGCUCGGCGGCGGGAGGCAGUCUUAGAGGCUGCUCCUCCGCGUCCCGGCUCCCCGCCGCCCGGCUCCCGCAUCUCCCGCCAGUACGUUCCUGUCCCCUCCCGCCCUCAAGUCCCGGAUCGCGGGGGUGUCAGGCCGCGGCUCAGACACGGCGUACGGCCAAGUGGUGGCGGCUCGGGGGAGCAAAGAGUGGCCAGGAAGUGGACAUCCUGCGGCGCACCCUGGCUGUCCCGCCAAGGCCUGAAGGAACCCGGUUCUUUCCUAAGAGACGAGGGGACCAAAAGGGCCCGCCCCUGCGGGAGGAGCGCAGCUUCGGCUGGCGAGCUGGCCAAUGGGAGGCGAGGACUGCAGCACAACGUGGAGCGGCUGCAGAAUGUAAACACAGCCCGGCGAGCGUCCGGCCACGUGUGUCCCCGCGCGCCACCCGUCGGGCCCCUGGGACCACCAGGGGCGGCUGUGGCACACCAGGGCAGCCAUGCUCCAGGAUGCCUAUCUUGCACUUUGCUCCAGCCCGCCGGCCGAGUUUUGCAGAUAAGGAUAAGGCUCAGAGAAACCAAGGAGCUUGUCCGAGAUUACGUAGCUUGUGGUUGGGACUUGAACCCAAGACUUGACUACAGAUUUUAUGAUCUUUCUACAUUUUCAUGGAUAUCAAUUGAAGAUGUCAUCUCAGCUUGAGAGAGUGGACUGCAUUUGCAGGAGACCGAGCUACCCUCUACCUUCCUGUAUCAGAGGCCCUUGAAAGCCUGGCCCCUUUCUGACAGGAGCGUGGUCCUCGCUGAAGGAAAGUCGGUUUUUCUCUCUCCCUCUUUGCUAUUUCUUUUUCCUUCUUCCUUGUUUACCUUGCAGGUGAGGGAUGAGGGUUGUGGAAGAGGCAUCCGGCCAAGUGUCCCUACUCCCUCUUCUGUAAGAUCUGAUUUUGAUAAAGGUCUUUGAGUUUGAAAGUUAAUAAAAAUAAUCCCACUUCACUCUCCAUUUAUUUACUGUUUUUGAACUGUUCACACCUCAGAGACCAGUUUUUUCUUUCUUUCUCUGAUGCCCUCUGGUAUAGACCCUGCCAGCUGACGGUCACUUUGCAUGGAAUCUUAACAAUCUUGCCUCUGUCCAGUGGGAAUGGCUUUACAGGCCUUAGAGAAGGUACAUUCUGUCGUUGGCCUUGCAUGUCACUCUUUCUUUAUGAGUCAAAACCUGAGAACAGAAGAGCACAAAUUUUACCAGUAAUCAAAGAAAUGCAAUGAAAUACCUUUUUUCAACCAUCAAAUAGGCAAAAAAUUAUAGAGAUUGGUAAUAUUUUGUGCUGGCGAGAGGGUGAGAAAAUGAACACUCAUACCUUGCUGCUGUAAAUAUGAAGUGCUGUACCUUUUGGGAAUGCAGCCUACUAUCUAUUAAAAUAAAAAAUAUGGUGAUUACAUUCAGUCAUGUCAUUUUGUUCAUUUAUCCUGUAGAAAUCAAGGUUCCCGUUUAUAAGGUUAUAUGUUCAAGAUGGUUUACUACAGCUUUAUUUGUAAUUGAAAAAACAAAAAAAAAUUUGAAUUUCUUUCUGGAAGUGUUGAGUAAAUUAUGGUUUAUCUGUAAUACAGAAUAUAUCAUGCAAUUUUUUUUAAAUGAGUUAAGAUUCCAUGUGUGGACUUGCACUUGGACAGCUGUUUAUGAAUCUAUCAUGGGAAUAUAAUGCUAAAAGUUGUGGAGUAAUAUUAAUGGAAUGAUCUUACUUCUGGGAAAAAGAAGAAAAUCUUUACAUGUGUGUACACAUGAUGUAAGUUUGGAGAAAGAAGUAGCAGGGUACCAGCUCAGCUAAUAAAAUUUGUUACUGUGAGGGUAGAGUUGGGAUGAGGAAGGAGACAUUAACACAUCUGGAUUAUUUGACAUUUUACAACCAGCAUGCAUUGAUAUUAUGAUUUUUUUUGAUAAAGUGAAAACAUUUUGAAAGAAUGGGUUUGAGAGAUGGAAACUAGAUUAUAACCCAUCUGUCUAUCACUUAAUAGUUGUGAGAGGUUUGGUAAGUUCCUUAACCUCAGUCCCCAUCUGUAAAGGUGAAUAAUAUCUACCUCACAAUGUCUGAUGAAAAGAAGUGUACAAAGCAUGUAGCACAUUGUAAUCCUUCUAUAAAUGUUAGUUUCUUUUUCCUUCUACACAAGCAAUUGGAAGUAGAAUAUUAAAACACAAGUAAAAUGUGUUGGCUGUGCCACCAGCCGGUGUUAUCCUGAUGUUCUCAUCUUGCCAUUGGCCUACCGAAGAGGUGGAUUAGUGUCUCUCUGGAAAAAAGUAUCCAGGAGAUAAUCCCUAUUUCCCCAGUUAAUCCUUAUAGAGAAAAAGUAAUAAUAAUACACGAUGGUGGCUUGGCCCUCCAGGGGUUGUUUACCUGGUACCUCAGUUAUUAGUAACCCAACUGAGAAAUAGGAAGGAAGGAAAAGGGCCUCUGAGCAGCCAAAACAGAUAUCUAAAGUCCAUGCUCUUGCAGGAUCAAUUCUUCUUCUUUUUUUUUUUAAGGAUUUUAUUUUUCCUUUUUCUCCCAA